Messenger RNA from Spodoptera exigua (beet armyworm), 1822 nucleotides. The record is from the annotation of a GenBank genome assembly. NCBI's taxonomy places the organism in Eukaryota, Metazoa, Arthropoda, Insecta, Lepidoptera, Noctuidae.
UUUAUUCGCAGCACAGAGACAGAGUACAUAUAUUCGCAGCAUUGUUUACUCAUUUACUGUCUAGUGUCUUAUGAUAAAUAUACUUUUGGAACAUACGUACGUGAGCUGUGGAUUAGUGUGGAUGAAAAGAAAAUUGUGUCAUAUAUCAAUAAAUAAAGUUUAUUAAAUCCCAAAAUAAGGAUCUAACUAAAUCUAUGUCCCAAUUUUGCUUCAAUAACAAAAACAAAUAAGUGAAAAACUAUCAGGAGAUUUGAAAAUGUCAUUGUUUCCAGCUUAUGGUAAUGAAUCUUCUGAAAAAAUAGUCCAACAGGAAGAGCAUAGUAAUGAAUCAUUGGCCCUAGAGGCACAAUUACUUGCAAGUGACAAUGAUGAGGAGCAUGAAGGUAGCUCUCACACUGAACCCACAGCUCCGUGUCAGAGCCUCCAACCACCAGAAUGUGAUUAUUAUAUUGACUGCAAAUUAGAUGUUGGUAAUUUGCGAGUCUCUACUUUAUACUACCCGGGAAGACCACAGUAUAGCACGCUAUCAUCGCGGGAUGCGCUUGGUUGCCCGGGCGCCGGCGCCGCGGCCGGGCGACGCCGAAUACGGCGCUACUACAGCGCGGGCGCCAGCUCGGCUGACGCAUCGCCUGAUGCGGAGCUCGCGCAGCGGACACGUGCCUUCCGCGACAUGCUCGCGGACAACCCCACGGAUGAGUCGUUGUGGCUACGAUUUAUCGAGUUUCAGGAAGUGUCGCGGGGCGCGGAGGCGGCGCUGUCGGCGGCGGAGGAGGCGGCGGCGAGCGCGGGCGGCGCGGCCUGCGCGGCCAGCGCGCGCCUGCGGGCGGCGCUGCAUCGCGUGCGCUCGCUGGCGCUGUCGCCGCUGCGCCGCCUGGACCUACUGCGCCGCGACCUGGCACUCGCAGGCGGCGUGCCGGACGACGUGCGCACCGAGCUGUGGCUGCGCGCGCUGAGCUGCGCGGGCGCGGCCGGCGCCGCCGAGCUGGACGCGGUGGCGGGCGCCGCGCUGCCGGCCUGCCGCGCCCAGCCGCGCGCCUACCCGCUGCUGCUGUACGCGUACGGCGCCGCGCUGCGCGCCGCCGGCCACUGGGAGCGCCUCGUGCUGCUACUGGAGCUCGUGCUGUCCAUGAACUUCCCGCCCGCCGCCUUCCCCCCGCCCCCCGACCCGCGCCAGCUGGAGGAACAAGAGCAGCGCCUGCAGCAGCUAGAGGACAAGGUGCUGGACAGUGGGCUGCCCCUGAGCACAGUAUGGGUGCGAGUGGAACGUGCUCGCGCCGCCGUGCACUGGCGCGCGCCGGAGGCGGGCGCGGCGCUGCCCGAGGACCCGCAGCGCUUGCCCCUGGCGGCGGACGUAGCGCACCUGCUGCAGCCGGCGGGCGCGGCGGCCCCGCUGCUGUUGGUGCAGGCGCUGCGCUUGGCCAAGGUGCCGCUGAUGCCGCUGGGCCAGUACGUGCUGAGUGCGGCCGACGCUAGCGGCGACGCAUUGGGCGACGCGUCCGAGGCGGAGGGCGCCGAGGCGCUGCUGGCGCUGGUGCGCGCGGCGCGGCGCCUGCCUGCGACGAGCGCGGCGCGCGGCGCGGGCGCGGCGGCGCUGGUGGCGGCGCUGGUGGAGCCGCCGGAGUACCUGUCGGGCGCGGGCGGGUUCCUGCGCUGGCUGCGCGCGCUGUGGGGCGCGGCGUGCGAGUGGGCGGCGCCGGAGUGGCGCGACGCGCUGCUGUGCUGGCGCCUGCGCUGGCUGCACGCGCUGCUGCUGCUGCUGGACCUGCAGGUACUGCUCCAUGCCACGCCCCGCCUCCGAGAUGUUGAAAACGGUGAUUUGUAA